GGCUCAAACUUCUCCACUAAUCCACCACGCAUCAGUGAGGAACAUGGGAGAAGCGGCUCAGGCGCAGGCUCCAGCUCCGGGGUUCUCUCCGGUCUUGAACCCAGGUUCUGGCUCAGGCUCCGGUUCGGUUUCUGCCCCCCGUUUGCACAGCGCAAUAGUGGAGCGGCUGCGCGCAAGGAUCGAACUGUGUCGGCGGCACCACUCUGUGUGUGAGAGCCGGUAUGCGCGCGGCCAGGCGGAGAUCACAGACCGGGAACGCGAGGCCACAUUGCAUCUGCUCAACAUGGUACAGCAGGGCACAGGGAACCGGAGGACCAAGGAAAGAGGAGGAAGGGGUAGCGUGCAUGGAACUGAGGGAACCAGAAUUAACGGAGAACAGAAACACCGGGAGACUGGAGACGGAGAACCGAGACUGGCCACCCGCAUCGCGCUCCAGGGUUCCCUAAGAAGAAAGAUUGAAGGACAGCCCUCCGGAUAUGCUUCUAAGCAAAAUGGCCACCUUUGUGUGGGUCCAACACCAGACUUUAAGCGUCUGCGUAUGGAGACUGGCUCUGUCCAUUCCGGUUCUUGUUCUGGGAAUCUCGGUCAGCCUCAAGGAUCAAUAGCUCUGGGUAACAGUCUUCGACGGAAGGACCUAUUCAUGAUGGGCCAAGGAAUAGGCACAGAUCUUUUUAAUGCUACUCUUAAAGAAAUGAAAAAAGAGCCAUGUGAGGUACAGACCUGUAGCCAGUCAUCGACAGAUCCGAUGAUGGUGUUCGAUUUUAAGGAUGAACCUGGAGCACAUAUUGACCCUGAACUCCAGGAUCUUUUUGAUGAACUAACCAGAUCAGUACCACCUCUCAACGACCUGGAUCUGGAAAAAAUGCUGAAGCAGGAUGACGACUUCGGUCUUGAUCUUGGCCGACCCAGCUCGGCAGGUGCAGCCAAUCAUUGCCCGCUUUUAGGUAAACCGAUCAAGACUGAGUACUCUGCUGAUUUUUGCCAGGCACCUGGAAGCUCUGCACAGCUCAGAUCUGCAUCUGCUGGUCCUUCAUUUUCCAUGGUCAGCACUGCUUCCUCUAUUGUGUCAAGUCCGUUGAACCACAGUCAUGUCUCACAAACAUCAGGGGUAAAUUCUAGAGGUGUACCAGUCUGGCCUGAGAUGUCACAUGCUGAGCAAUUGAAGCAAAUGGCAGCCAACCAGCAGCCUAAGCAGCAGCAACUUCAUCACCAACAACAGAGCCAAGUUGGAGGAAUGAGAAACUGGUCCUCGAGCAUGCCUGGACACUCUGGUUCCUACUGUCAGGACACAAUCGCCAGCACUGCUUCACUUAGCCAGCCAAGAGUAAGCACUCAGAGCAGCGGUCAGGGAAAAGGCAUGCCCAACUGCCUUUUUAAACCCAGUGGUUACAAUACAUUAAAUCCCCCAGACAUGAAAGCUCUCAGCAGUAAACCCAUGCUGCAAUUCACCCCUAAAGCAGCUACAACUGCUACAAGCCAACAGGUGCCCCACAUGACAGGGACACAGAGCAAACCAACCACACAGCAGCAGCAGUCUAUAGGAGGCCAAAACAUGCAAUUCCAGUUGCCUAUGCAAUCAUGUCUACAACCCAAGCUUCUCAACCAAAGGCCCUCUCUCAAUCAGCACGGUCCUGGAAUGAAUUUUAAAAUAAGCCAGCAAAGACAGGGAUUGGUAGCAGGACCACGAUUUUCUGCGAAUGGAUGUCUGGUGGGCCAGCAGCAGCGUUUAUCUGCUCCCAAUACUCAGCAGAUAAAUGGCAACAAAGGCCAGAGACAGCUAAGUCAAGCUCAGCACCACACCAGCGAUACAGAGAAGUGCAACCCACAAGAUCAGUUUAAGAGGCACCUGACACGGCCUCCACCUGACUACAAACAACCGCAAGGUGUAGGUGGCCUGCAGCAUCCAAACUUGUACUCAGGUCUGGCAUCGUCCUCAAUCACCAGUAACAGCUCGGAUCAGAGUGACCCAAUCCAAUCUCUCUCGUGCCAUUUAUCCAACGGCCAAGGCGUCAAACUGGCACCCAGCUCUGGAGACAGGAUGUUCCAUGGUAGAUCAGAUUCUCAUCCAGCACCUCUGGACGUUCAGAGCUGUGCAAGCCAGUUACACCAACCCAACAACCAGGUCCAAAUUGGGAUGCAUCAAAACAAACCCCAGUUCCAGGGCAUUGUCUCAAAUACGCAGCACGCAAGAACCAGCGCUAGCCAAGAUGCAAUACUUAGCCAUGGACUGGGAGGCAUGACCACUACUGCAGGCAGGGAGACUGGCAUGAGCUGGGGAAAUGUUCCAAAGCAACUAGAUGUAAAGAGACUUCCAGGCAUGGUGCCAACUCAGGGUGCACAAACUGAUGCCCACUUCCAGAGACCCAUGUGUCCUCCAAAUCAGGUAGUGACCCAUUCCAGACUGAUAAAUUUAAAUCCAGGACUAAGUAGUUCUGCUCCCAGAACCAGCCAGCCUGGUAUCAGUGGACUAAAUCAAUCGUCUCCCACGCAGCAGGGGUGCAUGAACACUUUUGGUAGCACAGCCCAAAGUCCAGGGGGCUAUCAAAACAACCGCGCGGGACAUAUCACGUUUGAUUUUCUGCAGGAUGGAGAUAACACAGUGCCGGGAAUCAAUACAGACUCGGAUUUUAUUGACUCUCUGCUCAAGUCGGGUUCAAGCAAUGAUGACUGGAUGACGGAUAUAAACCUAGAAGAGAUUCUGGGUAGUCAUUCAUGAACAAGAGAUCAGGCAAAGUGAGGAAAAUAAAUG
Trichomycterus rosablanca is the source of this 2749-nucleotide messenger RNA. Its product is annotated as mastermind-like protein 2. The record is from RefSeq and is a predicted model, not a curated record. Bases 44 to 2716 code for a protein of 890 amino acids. Lineage: Eukaryota; Metazoa; Chordata; Actinopteri; Siluriformes; Trichomycteridae. Gene Ontology annotation, cellular component: nucleoplasm; nuclear speck. Gene Ontology annotation, biological process: positive regulation of transcription of Notch receptor target; Notch signaling pathway. The transcript is spliced from 5 exons. Gene Ontology annotation, molecular function: transcription coactivator activity.